Molecule: messenger RNA, 3084 nt
Organism: Cuscuta epithymum
Lineage: Eukaryota; Viridiplantae; Streptophyta; Magnoliopsida; Solanales; Convolvulaceae
Source: the annotation of a GenBank genome assembly
AACUCAUCGACAUCUAGUACUACGUAUCUGUCUACUUGAACGGCCGAAGUGUCCAACGCCCGGCUAAGUUGCCGACUCACUUCACGGCGUCUCCCGCCGGCCAGCUCCAGGACGCAGCACGUUGUCUCCUUCUCGCCUCACGCCCGUCACCCGGUCGCCUGCACUCCGCCAUUUACCGGCCCUUCGGUGGUUCGGCCAAUCCGCCCUUCUCAAUAGUCACCUUCCGACCUUCCGUAGUCCCGAUCUGCCAAACGAUGGAGUUGCUUAAGAUAUGCAAAAUAAGCUACUUUCAAUGAGUAGAAGUUCUCCAUCUUGAAGUAGCUUAAAGUAGCUUGAUGAAGGUUCCGUGUGCUCUUUGCUCGUUAUAUAUACUACUCCGUAUAUACAUAUAUAUGGUCUUAUACUCUUAUCCUGCACCAAGACAAUAAAUACCGAGUAUGUGGUAUUGGUAAUUUCAAUAGUCAUUUUGAAGAUCACUCCAAUUUAUUACGGAGUAUUAUUCUCUUUUGUAAAAAUUGUGUUUUAGUGGGAUUCUAUAAGUCACUUCAAUUAUUAUUCUACAAAUUGUACUCCGUAUAUACUAUAUAGUUGGGAAUUUAAAAAGUUACUUCAAUUAUUGCUCUAGCAUUUAUUAUUCCUCUACUCAAUAAAGCUUUUUUAGUAUUCUGUGCGGUUGUCUUCUAAUACCUUUUAGGAGUGCUAACGUAGAAUUGCUUUAAAGAUGGUGCACUAUCCCGCCCAAAAUCCCGCCAAAACUCCCCCACACUUUUCUGUUUUACUAUAUAAUAUAGAUUUCUGCCUCACCCAGUCACGUACCCCGCCCCAGCCCCGCGCCCCACCCGCUUUGCGGCCUGGUAGUUCUUCUCACUUCUCAGCUUCUCGGAGUUUUGGCUGCCAUCUGCAGUUCAGCUCAUCGGCUCAACAACCCCAGCGGCCUAGUAGGUUUUCAUUUGCCAAUCCUGAAACCAUAAAAGCUGCCUUGAAAACCUAUUUGGAAGAACGAUUUAGAAACAUACAAUAAAGCUUCUAAUGGAAAGCAGCAAUGGAAGUACAACUGGAGGCAGAGAGUGGAUGGCUGAGGAUGCCAUUGCUGGAAAUGCAGAGGCGGUCCGUGCUCUUCGGGAACUCAUUAUGUAUCCACUCCUGUAUUCUCAAGAGUCUCAAAAGAUUGGCCUCAAAUGGCCUCGUGGCUUGUUGCUCUAUGGUCCACCUGGUACUGGAAAGACAAGUUUGGUUAGAGCAGUUGUUCAAGAAUGUGGAGCACAUUUGACUGUUAUUAGCCCACACAGUGUCCAUAGAGCACAUACUGGAGAAAGCGAGAGAGUUUUGCGAGAAGCAUUUGCAAAAGCAUCGUCUCAUGCAAACCUUGGGAAGCCAUCUGUUAUCUUUAUAGACGAAAUUGAUGUACUAUGCCCUCGUCGUGAUUCUAGAAGAGAACAAGAUGUACGUGUAGCUUCUCAGCUCUUUAUGUUGAUGGACUCUAAUAAGUCCGUUUCAACAUCUGGAUUACAUGUUGUUGUAGUGGCAUCAACUAAUAGGGUUGACACACUCGACCCGGCUCUAAGAAGAUCUGGGCGUUUUGAUGCUGAGAUUGAAGUCACAACCCCUAAUGAAGAUGAACGCUUUCAUAUCCUCAAUCUUUACACUAAGAAGCUUCCAUUGGACCCCAGUGUUGACCUGCAGUCAAUCGCUGCCUCUUGUAAUGGCUAUGUUGGGGCAGAUUUAGAAGCUUUAUGCCGCGAAGCUACUAUGUCUGCUGUCAGACAAUCUUCAGAAUUAGAUCAAGUAGAUUGCUCUUGGAACAUAACAGUGGAUGACUGGAGGCAUGCCAAAUCUAUUGUUGGUCCUAGUAUAACAAGAGGUGUAGUUGUGGAAAUUCCAAAGGUUUCUUGGGAGGAUAUUGGAGGACUACAAGGCAUAAAGAAAAAGCUACAGCAAGCUGUAGAGUGGCCGUUAAGGCAUUCUGAAGCAUUUGCGCAGUUGGGAGUAUCACCUCUUCAUGGCAUCCUUCUUCAUGGACCUCCAGGGUGCUCUAAAACCACCCUUGCAAAAGCUGCUGCUCAUGCUGCACAGGCUUCCUUUUUUUCGUUGAGUGGUGCAGAAUUGUAUUCAAUGUAUGUCGGUGAAGGUGAAGCUUUGUUGCGCAAUACAUUUCGAAGAGCUCGACUUGCAGCACCAAGCAUUAUUUUCUUUGAUGAAGCUGAUGUCAUUGCUGCCAAACGUGGUGGAAGUUCUAGCAGAAGCAGCCUUGUUGGGGAGAGACUUCUGUCUACUCUUUUGACUGAAAUGGAUGGCCUGGAGCAAAUGAAGGGGAUUCUUGUUUUAGCUGCAACCAAUCGCCCUCAGGCAAUUGAUGCUGCACUUAUGCGACCUGGGCGCUUCGAUCUGGUUCUCUAUGUGCCGCCACCAGAUUUAGAAGCUCGAUGUGAGAUCCUUCGUGUGCAUACACGUAACAUGAAGUUAGAUGCCGAUGUUGACAUUAGGCAAGUAGCUGAGAAUACGGAUCUCUACACAGGGGCAGAGUUGGAAGGGCUGUGCAGAGAAGCCGGAAUUGUUGCUUUAAGAGAAGAUAUUUCAGCCACUGUUGUGUGUGAUCGACACUUCCAAACCGUCAGGCAGUCACUAAAGCCAGCGCUCACCCAGGGAGAAAUUGAAUCAUAUUCCUCCUUUAUGAAGAAGGAGAAGGAGAAGAACCCAUCUCUCUGUUCUUCUAGUACACUUGAAUCCUCCAGCUACAAUCAGAGCAGCAAGACAAGUCGGCAUCUUUUGAUGAGUCCUGCUCUUAGAAUCUGUAUUUUUAGUGUAGUUUUGUAUGUUGCUGCAAUUUAUGCGUUCACACCGGCCGUUCUAUUGUCUAAAGAACUAAGAAGUACUUAGAAUUUGGUACUGGAUCUAUGCUCAUUUUAAAAUGCUACAUCAAUGCAUACUACAAAAGUAUCGUAUUACAUAAGAUUUGCGUAGGAGUUGAUUAUGGAUACUAGAUCGAGCACAUACCUGGAUACUCUAUUGCAUGUUUCUAAUAUUCAAUACAAGAGAUUUGAUGUUCAAUGAAAAUUUCUUGAUGCUCAAUAAAAAAAAUUUAUG